ACAAAAUUAUCUUUAGAAAGGAUCAGAUCCACUUUUACUGGUCGAUUAGUGCUGUGAAAAUCAUAUCAACAACAUCUGAAAUGUGUGACAUCCUCGGAAGUUCAAAAAGCGAAGAACUUGAAACCACUGAUAAUUUCAGGUUACAAGCGCUGAGCUACACAUCUCACCAUUUAGGAAAUCAUUUGCCUGCGUGUGAGCAAUGGAGGAAAUUUCUGUCCGUGCUGAAUCUGCUGAACAAGACAACCCAAAACCGUCAACACAUCACACAGGUCCAAACAGCUGUAAGGGGAAUCGUUAUUUAGGUGUUAUUGUGUUUUGGAGUCUGCUGGGUGUUUUACUUCUAACUAGAUUUGUCACUCAUGGUGUCCACUACUUCAUUAUGAUUGAGGAAAGAGACAGCCUGAAUGCAAAUCUCUCAGCUGUGAGUAAAAAACUUGCCGUCAUGAGUGAGGAAAGAGACCUGCUGCGUGCCAACCUCUCUGAAAAUCUCAUAGAGUUUGAAAGGCUUCUGAGUUUGUCCAAACAGAAAAAAACAUGUCCUGUAGGAUGGAGCAGCUUCAGCCAUAGCUGCUAUCUCCUCUCGGAAAGAUCUGGUUCCUGGGAUGCAGCCAGAAAGGACUGCAGAGACAGAGGAGCAGAUCUGGUGGUUAUUGACAGCCCUGAAGAACAGACCCUUCUCUCUAUGAUCACCAUAAAAAACGCUUGGAUUGGUUUAAAUGACAAAGAACAGGAGGGAACAUGGAAAUGGGUAGAUGGGACUCCACUGACUCUGAUGUACUGGGCAACAACACAACCUGAUAAUGGUGGAAAACAGGACUGUGUUUAUGUCCGAAAGGAUGAGAGAAGGUCUUGGGAUGAUGGUUGGUGUUUGACAGAUUAUCGUCAAUGGAUCUGCGAAAAAACACCAAACCCAAAAAAUACAUGUCCUGUAGGAUGGAGAAGCUUCAACCAUAGCUGCUAUGGUAAAUGGUAA
Oreochromis niloticus (Nile tilapia) is the source of this 973-nucleotide messenger RNA. Its product is annotated as CD209 antigen-like protein E. The record is from RefSeq and is a predicted model, not a curated record. The transcript is spliced from 7 exons. Lineage: Eukaryota; Metazoa; Chordata; Actinopteri; Cichliformes; Cichlidae. Bases 200 to 973 code for a protein of 257 amino acids.